Molecule: messenger RNA, 5208 nt
Organism: Esox lucius (northern pike)
Lineage: Eukaryota; Metazoa; Chordata; Actinopteri; Esociformes; Esocidae
Product: ephrin type-B receptor 1
Exons: 17
Coding region: 371-3403 (1010 amino acids)
Biological process (GO): axon guidance; protein phosphorylation; cell surface receptor protein tyrosine kinase signaling pathway
Cellular component (GO): plasma membrane; neuron projection
Molecular function (GO): ATP binding; transmembrane-ephrin receptor activity; protein binding
Source: RefSeq, a predicted model, not a curated record
UGAGGCGGCUGCAGUUUGAAAUAGGUCAGGGAAAAGUUUUGUCUUCUCACAAUGCAGGUGGGAGGAACAGACAGUCCGCGAUUGGUUAGCGAAUUUCACUUUACUAUCUUUGAUUGGUCCUGCUGCUUUAACUGGGUGUGAGGAGGCUGUCGCCCGGCUUGCUCCUCCUCACUCCCCCCUCCACCCCCUAAACUCGGCGGGGUCCUACGCUGGUUGUCACACACUGUUUACUACGGCUUGAAAUGUGACUCUCACAACACCGACUUACCGACUGGAAUACACCGCUCUGUGACAACCAAAGGGAUUUUUUGUGAGCCCGCGUCCAGCGUGGUUGUCAGUGGAUAUAGACUGUGGACUAUACAUUAUUGCCAUGACUGUGGAUAUGUUUGCGGUUGUAUGGGUCAUCAUCACCACCACGGUUUCUGCGAUGGAAGAAACGUUGAUGGACACUCGGGUGGCUACAGCUGAGCUCGGCUGGACGGCCUACCCUGCAUCAGGGUGGGAAGAGGUGAGUGGCUACGAUGAGAACCUCAACACCAUCCGGACCUACCAGGUGUGCAACGUGUUCGAACCCAGCCAGAACAACUGGCUCCUUACCACCUUCAUUGACCGCCACGGAGCUCAGAGGAUCUACGUGGAGAUGCGCUUCACGGUGCGGGACUGCAGCUCCAUCCCCAACGUCCCUGGCUCCUGCAAGGAGACCUUCAACCUCUACUACUAUGAGACAGACGUGGUCAUUGCCACCAAGGGAACUGAUUUCUGGAUGCAGGCCCCUUACCUGAAGGUGGACACCAUCGCCGCCGACGAGAGCUUCUCUCAGGUGGAUUUUGGGGGACGAUUGAUGAAGGUCAACACGGAAGUCCGGAGCUUCGGCCCACUGUCGAAGAAUGGGUUCUACCUGGCCUUUCAGGACUAUGGGGCUUGCAUGUCGCUUCUGUCCGUCAGGGUGUUUUAUAAGAAGUGUCCUAGCGUAGUGCAGAACUUCGCCAUCUUCCCAGAGACCAUGACGGGUGCUGAGAGUACCUCGCUGGUCAUCGCCAGAGGGAUUUGCAUCCCUAAUUCGGAGGAGGUGGACGUGCCCAUAAAGCUAUACUGCAACGGAGAUGGAGAGUGGAUGGUUCCUAUUGGCAGCUGCACCUGCAAGGCUGGGUUCGAGACAGAUAACGGGAAUGUCUGCCGAGCCUGCCCCCCGGGGACAUUCAAGUCCACCCAGGGCCCGGGUCUGUGUCUCCAGUGCCCCUCCAACAGCCGGUCUGCAUCCGAGGCCGCCACCAUCUGCGUCUGCCGCAACGGAUACUAUCGCGGUGAUGUGGACCAGCCGGAUAUGCCCUGUACCAGCGUUCCCUCGGGCCCCCGGAACGUGAUCUCCGUCGUGAACGAGACGUCCGUGAUCCUAGAGUGGCAUGCGCCCCGCGAAACGGGCGGCCGCGAUGAUGUGGUCUACAACAUUUUGUGCAAGAAGUGCCGGGCAGACCGGCGCACCUGCUCCCACUGCGACGACAACGUGGAGUUUGUGCCACGCCAGCGGGGCCUAACCGAGACCAGGGUGUUCAUCAGUAACCUGUGGGCCCACACUUUGUACAGCUUUGAGAUCCAGGCGGUCAACGGGGUGACCAACAAGAGCCCGUAUCCGGCCCAGCACGUCUCCAUAGACAUCACCACCAACCAGGCCGCCCCCUCAAUCGUACCCAUCAUGCACCAGGUGAGCUCCACCAUGAAGAGCUUCACGUUGUCAUGGCCACAGCCGGAGCAACCCAAUGGAAUCAUCUUGGACUAUGAACUGCGGUACUAUGAGAAGGACCAUGCGGAAAUCAACUCCACCCUGUUGCGCAGCGAGACCAACACCGUCAGGGUGGAGGGCCUCCGGGCGGCCACGGUCUACGUCGUACAGGUGCGGGCCAGAACUGUGGCCGGCUUUGGCAAAUACAGCGGCAAGAUGUGCUUCCAGACUCUCACAGAUGAUGACUUUAAGUCAGAGUUGAGGGAGCAGCUUCCUCUGAUCGCAGGCUCGGCCGCUGCGGGAGUGGUGUUCAUCGUGUCUCUGGUGGCCAUCUCUGUCGUCUGUAGCAGGAAACGGGCGUACACUAAGGAAGCUGUGUACAGCGACAAACUACAGCAUUACAGCACGGGACGAGAGCUCUCCCUGAGAGCCGACAUGUCUAACUGCCCCUCCCCACUGGGCUGCCCGACCCACUUCUCAGGCUCCCCGGGGAUGAAGAUCUACAUCGACCCCUUCACCUACGAGGACCCCAACGAGGCCGUUCGAGAGUUUGCCAAGGAGAUCGACGUCUCCACCGUCAAAAUCGAAGAGGUCAUUGGCGCAGGUGAGUUUGGGCGAGGUGUACAAGGGUCGCCUGAAGCUGCCAGGCAGAGGGAGAUCUAUGUGGCCAUCAAGACCCUAAAGGCCGGAUAUGUGGAGAAGCAGAGGCGGGACUUCCUGUCCGAAGCGUCGAUCAUGGGCCAGUUUGACCAUCCCAACAUCAUACGGCUGGAGGGUGUGGUCACCAAGAGUCGGCCAGUCAUGAUUGUCACUGAGUUCAUGGAGAACGGAGCACUGGACUCCUUCCUAAGGCAAAACGACGGACAGUUCACAGUGAUCCAGUUGGUGGGUAUGAUGCGUGGCAUCGCGGCGGGCAUGAAGUACCUGGCAGAGAUGAACUACGUCCACAGGGACCUGGCUGCCCGCAACAUCCUGGUCAACAGCAACCUGGUGUGCAAGGUGUCUGACUUUGGCCUGUCCCGCUACCUCCAGGAAGACACGUCUGACCCAAGCUACACUAGCUCUCUGGGUGGCAAGAUCCCGGUGAGGUGGACAGCUCCCGAGGCCAUAGCUUACAGGAAGUUCACCUCAGCCAGUGACGUGUGGAGCUAUGGCAUUGUCAUGUGGGAGGUGAUGUCGUUUGGGGAGAGGCCCUACUGGGACAUGUCCAAUCAGGACGUGAUCAAUGCGAUAGAGCAGGACUACCGGCUUCCUGCUCCCAUGGACUGCCCCUCGGCCCUCCACCAGCUUAUGCUGGACUGCUGGCAGAAGGACCGUAACGCCCGGCCGCGCUUCACUGACAUCGUCAACACCCUGGACAAGAUGAUUCGCAACCCAGCCAGUCUCAAGCAAGUGGCCGGCAUCCCAGCAGUGCCUUCCCAGCCCCUGUUGGAUCGCUCUGUCCCAGACUUCAACACCUUCAGUUCGGUGGAAGAAUGGCUGGCAGCUAUCAAGAUGACUCAAUACAGAGACAACUUUCUCAACUCGGGCUUCACCUCACUGCAGCUGGUGGCUCAAAUGACCUCUGAAGACCUCCUGAGGAUAGGUGUAACCCUGGCGGGUCACCAGAAGAAGAUCCUGAGUAACGUGGCCUCCAUGCGUGUGCAGAUGAGCCAGUGCCAGUCGCCCACCUCCAUGGCAUGACUGGAGGGGGCGCCAUCCCACGGGGCGGGCAGCAUUCGGGCAGGCAGGGACUACAGCAGGAAGAACUACGCCUCUCACCGAAUGACCCCCGACCCAUCGGAACGCGCCCGGGUCGAGACCAUCAUCCUCAUCUAACCUUCUAGAAAACAUACAACGGAACAUCGUUCUACCGGGAGGCCACUGUCCAUCACUUUCUAUUAACCGGCAAUAUAGAAUCAUCAUCUAGAGUUCAGUGGGUUUCUAGACUGUUUUCAAAUCUUUCAUUUGCAAGUUUUAUGGUGUACUACGAGCAUAGAGCAGACAUUUGUAAUUUCAUUUGAACAUCCUAAUCUGAGCUACGCAUUGUCAGGAGUUCCAGGGGUUGAAAGACCAUCACAUCUUAAACUAUGGCCACAAUCUUGUCCGUGCGUAUACUCACUGUUGUAAUCUAUAUCAUAGUAUUUUACUGCCACCUAUAACCUCACACCAAAUACAGGGGUAAAGUCUUUCUGAAUAUCAGAAUUAGUAUGGUGACCGAAAUGUGUGUGCCUGGAGAGGAGCCCAGUGGAAAAGUUUUUAAAAGGAUGUUCACGUGAGAAGGCCACUGAUUUGAGCUUUGACCCCAAGGCCUUUUUCAGAGACUGGAAUGAGGAUGCCUUGGUCUGGCUAGGCACAGCGGUGUGAAAGUAUCCUAAAAAUAAAUACAUUGAAACACAGUACACGUUGUCAUACACAUAUGGAAAAUUACACAAAGGCCUGAAAUGGUGUAUAUUUUAUUGAAUCAUUUCUCAACAGACGUUUUCCUAUUUUUACAUUUUUUUUGACAUUUUGGAGGUCUUCUCAAGGUCGACCAAAGUUGAACUGGCGUGAAAUAAUUAUUGGAUUUUUUUUUUUACCAUGAAAAGCAGUCAUCUUCCUUGUUUUAACUUUAAUACUACCUGUGGAUGUCUGGGUGGAUGGCUUUGCCAAAGGACUAGUAAAAUGGUCACCCCCAGAUGCUGAGAAUAUAUAUAUAUAGAUAUGUAUAUCUCUAACUAAAUAUGAAUAUAUCUUCAAAAUAAAUCUUCAUAUUGAAGGUGACGUGUAUGAAUAUGUAUGUACAAAACUCUCUCUGCUUGCAUUUUUGGCAAAGAUGAUGUUUUUGUGGACUGUAUUGUGAUAUAUACUGUAGUUUCCCUACAGCGCCACCUAGCCCUCCAGAGAACAAAACAAUGGAUCCUGUUUUGUUUCUUCCCUAAUGAUGAGGGUGUCACAUGGACUAUCCGGAAUGAACUUUGGACUGUAUCUAAAUGUACAAAGGACCACGUAGGCUACACACCCUGUCUAUAGAUGUGUAUAAAACCAGUGUAGGGUGGAAAAAGAAGAAAAAAAAGACCUGUUCAUUCUCUGGGAGCCUGUGUUAAAUGUGAGUGUAUCAAUGCUGUAUCUUGCUUGUAAGCACUUACUUGUACAGAUCGUUUUGUUUUUCUGUACCUCUUGUUUAUUAUUUGUGUUUGAGUGAUUGGCUCCGUCCGGAAUGGGUAGAGGAUUGGCUCACCACUGCUGACCCAAAGUUGACGAUGAUGGACACACAUACACGCACAUGCCGAGCAUUGUUCAGAACAGCCAAUAAGGAUGGAAACAGCAUAACUGAGAGAUUACCUCAUAUUUGCGGUACAUACAGGGCAAAGGAACCCGAAUGUGUGUGAUUGAUUUAUUAUGUCUCUCUGUAUAGCUACCACUUGUAUAUUGUGAUGACGCCGUACGUGUCCGAGUUUGUAAAGCCGUAACUUUCGGAGAAUUAUUGUACUAAAAAUGCACUCAAUAAACGUCUUGGGAAACCAGUC